CUUUGCCAACCAUCACAUCACAAUCACUCUGUUUCUAUUUAUUUUCAGAACACAGAACACUCCCGUGCAGCUAGAUAGCAGAUAGAUAGAGCACCAUGGUGGUGGGUGUGAUUGCUGGUGUGGCGAUUGGUGCCGCGGGUACUUGGCUGAUUACGUUGUUCAAAAAGCGAGAUGGCAGCUUGCCACAAGGAGAACAACAGCAGCAGCAACAGCAAGUUCUGGAACUGUCCCAAUUGACAAAUAAUGGAGGAGGACCGAUGCCCCAUGUGGCGUUGGAAUCGAGUUCAUCGUUGCUGUCCGCCUUGUUGUACCAGCUGUGGCCGCAUCUGAAUACGAUGAUGGGAUCGACCGUGAAGGAAUCGUUGGACAAGACGUUUGCAGAAUCCUUACCGUCCGCACUACAAAAGAUGCACGUGGUCAAGUUGGAUUUGGGCGCCCAACCGAUUCGGUUCGAGAAUUUUGUGGUGCAUCCCUUGAUGGAUAGCAGCGACUGUCUCAAGAUUGAACUAGAAAUCAAUUGGGAUUCUUCGUGUGACGUGUUGAUUGGCGGAAUUCCUCCCGGCAACAAUACCAUUGGCGUCAAAUCGAUCAAGUUGGAGUCGCGAUUGGUCCUCGUUUGUCGGCCCAUUUUGAAGCAAGCACCCGUCGUGGGAAGUCUCCAAUUGGCAUUUGUCAAUCCUCCCUUUAUCAAUCUCGAUUUCACCGGUCUGGCCAAUAUUGCCGAUUUUGCCAAUAUUCGACCCAUGGUCGACAAGGCCAUUCAAGAUGGACUCGCCGCCUCUCUGGUACUCCCGCAACGCAUGUUUAUCCCCAUUGCUGCUGAUCAGUGCGAUUUCAUUCAAGCCUAUCAACGACCCUUGGGGGUACUACGUGUGCGACUUGUGCGUGGAAAAGACUUUCCCGUGCUCAAAAAAGGAUUGGGCAUGCGGGAUGUGCCCGAUGUCUAUUGUUCGCUGCAACUGGGCGGUAGUGACUUGUGGAAAUCGUCCGUGUGCCAAAAUUCCACCACACCGGAAUGGAAUGACACGGUCGAUUUGCUCGUGUCGGAUUACGGACAAUUACUGGCGUUGCAUGCCUACGAUACCGACAUGAUGACGGAACACGACAUGGGGACCGUAUCGUGUACCGCCGGACAGUUGCUGGCGGAAAAUACCCACAAGGAUGCCACCACCAAAGAACUCGUCUUGGUGGCUACCACGGAUCCCAAAGAUCCAACCAUCAUUGUCACACCCAAAGCAUCCUUGGGAGGCAAGGUUACGAUCGAGUACGAAUUCUUGCCCUUUGAAAAUGAUGUUACCAGUAUUCUGCAAAGCAAACCUAUUUCCGACAACGGUGCAACAACAACAACGAACAGUAAGAUGCCCCGUAUGCUGCAAAACAAGCUUUCUAACAACGGCGGCGCAACAACAAAGGACAGCACAAUGUCCGGCCUUCUCCUUGUCUUUGUGGCAAAAUUGGACAAUCUACCCGUCGCUGAUAAAACCGAGGCCGCGUCCUAUAUCAAAGUGACUGUUCUAGGCAUGGAAUUCAAGACCAGCGUCGUCAAGUACAAUCCAGAAGCAGCACAAGAAGCAGACGAAGCCAGCAAGGAAGACAACAACAAGGAAGAAGAAGGAGAAGCAACAACGAAGGACGAGGACCAAAAAGCCGUCGAUGCAUGUCUCCAUCCCGUCUACAAUGCGGCAUUUCAAAUUCCCAUUCCCGUCAACCAACCGCCGCCAUCCGGUGGCAUUGUCUUUGAAUUGAUCAAUGGCGACACGUCUCUAGGAACCAAAAAUAUUCCACAUGAACUAUACAUGGCCAUGCAGGACGAACUACAUCAAUCGACUCUCAAUAUCGGUGGGGCCAUUCUUCAUUGUGGUGUCCAAGCACUGGGGUUGCCAGUAACAACCACAGCAGCAGCAGCGGAAACAACAACAACACCUGGUGAUCCCAAUAAUGUAUAAAAAUCUAUGUCCUCCCCUAGCUAGCGAACUUGAGACCUACAGUACAUGCUCUAUAGAGCUUC
This is a messenger RNA of Seminavis robusta, 2008 nucleotides long. The record is from the annotation of a GenBank genome assembly. NCBI's taxonomy places the organism in Eukaryota, Bacillariophyta, Bacillariophyceae, Naviculales, Naviculaceae.